GUUUGGGAAAUUGACAUUUUGGCUUCCGAAGGAAAGCUUUGAGCUUUCCGGUAGGCAAGCCAAACAUUACAAUAAAGCACCAAAGAAAUAUUCAUCGAAAUUGAUUCAUUCUUGUUUACCACUCCCAAGUAUAUAAGCUAGCAGGGGAUCUUUCGUUAGCUCUGUAAUCUCUUAUCAUCAUAUUCAUCGAAAUUGAUUGAAGAGAACAUGGCGGACACGCUGGCUUCACUAAGGUCUCUGAUGGCCUCCCACUCUCCACCUCUCGAUGCCUUGGUUGUUCCUUCUGAGGAUUAUCAUCAGAGUGAAUAUGUAUCUGCUCGGGAUAAGAGACGUGAAUUUGUUUCUGGAUUCACGGGAAGUGCAGGUUUAGCACUUAUCACAAUGAAAGAAGCACGACUGUGGACCGAUGGACGAUAUUUCCUGCAGGCGACACAACAGCUUAGUGAUGAAUGGAAGCUUAUGCGUAUGGGUGAGGAUCCUGCUGUAGAUACCUGGAUGACUGAUAAUUUUCCAAAAGAUGCGGCUAUCGGUAUCGAUCCUUGGUGUGUGUCGGUCCACACAGCACAGAGGUGGGAGCGUAUUUUUUUGAAAAAACAACAGAAGCUGGUCCAAACGUCCACAAAUUUGGUAGAUGCGGUAUGGAGAAAUCGGCCACCAGCAGAGAUAACUCCAACUACUGUUCAUCCAUUGGAGUUUGCCGGCGUUUCAGUCGCAGAGAAAUUGAAGAAUUUGAGAGAAAAACUAUCAUCUGAGAAAGCUCGUGGCAUAAUCAUUACCGCACUUGAUGAGGUUGCUUGGUUAUAUAAUAUUCGUGGGAAUGAUGUUGCCUACUCUCCUAUUGUUCAUGCAUUUGCCAUAGUAACUACAAAUUCAGCUUUCUUGUAUGUGGAUAAAAGGAAGGUGUAUAUUGAGGUAAAAUCCCUCUUGGAGGAGAAUGGUGUUGAAGUUCGGGACUACGGUGCAGUGAGCACAGAUGCAGGCUUGCUUUCUUCUAAUGAGCUUGAUUCUUCUUUUGCCGUCAAAGGAACUGUAAAUGAGCUGGCAAAGGACAUGAAAUUAAAUUCUAGAGAACAUGCAACAGAAAAUGGUAAAAGUGAAAAGGAAGGAAGCGAUAAUGACCUCAUAUGGGUUGAUCCUGCUUCUUGCUGCUAUGGACUCUUUUCAAAACUGAAUUUUGAUAACGUGGUACUGCAGCAGUCACCAUUGGCCCUUGCAAAGGCUUUAAAGAACCCAGUCGAGUUAGAUGGCUUAAAAAGGGCACAUAUCAGGGAUGGGGCAGCCGUCGUGCAAUAUCUUGUCUGGUUGGAUAACCAGAUGCAGGAGAUUUAUGGGGCAUCUGGUUACUUCUUGGAGGGGGAGAAUAUAAAUACGAAUAAACGAUUGAAAACCAUGAAACUGACAGAGGUGACUGUAAGUGAUAAGCUGGAGAGCUUCCGAGCUUCAAAGGAGAAUUAUAGAGGAUUGAGUUUUCCUAGUAUUUCAUCGGUUGGACCUAAUGCGGCAAUCAUCCAUUAUUCACCACAAGCGGAAACAUGUGCUGAGCUUGAUCCAGAUAGCAUUUAUCUAUUUGAUUCAGGGGCACAGUAUCUGGAUGGAACAACUGAUAUAACUCGGACAGUUCAUUUUGGAAAACCUUCAUCACAUGAGAAAGCAUGCUAUACUGCGGUCCUCAAAGGUCAUAUUGCUCUUGGCAACACUAGAUUUCCUAACGGAACCAAUGGUCAUGCCCUCGACAUUGUUGCUCGAGUUCCUUUGUGGAAGGAUGGCCUGGAUUAUCGACAUGGUACAGGUCAUGGAAUUGGGAGUUAUCUAUAUGUUCAUGAAGGACCCCAUAUGAUUACUUUCAGGCCGCAGGCUCGGAAUGUGCCACUACAAGCCUCCAUGACUGUAACUGAUGAACCUGGUUACUAUGAGGAUGGCAACUUCGGUAUAAGACUGGAGAAUGUGCUCGUAGUCAAUGAGGCCAAUACAAAUUUCAAUUUCGGUGACAAAGGUUACUUGCAAUUUGAGCACAUAACAUGGGCACCAUAUCAGAAGAAGUUGAUUGACAUGAGCCUAUUAACACCUGAAGAGAGAGAUUGGGUGAACGCAUACCAUGCAAGGUGUGGGGAGAUUCUUGCACCAUACUUGGAUGAAUCUGAGAGGUCGUGGCUACAGAAAGCUAUUGAACCUUUAAGCGCAUGAGUUGCCUAUUUCUGAAGUGGAAAACGAAGAUAUCUGAGUUUUGCUCGCAUGCAAUUUAGUAACCCCUCUACUGCCUAUUUAUGUUGCUUAAAAUUUCUUUGUAUGCCUUAAUUUGGGUUGUCAUCAAUUUAUUAUGAUAAAAUAAUGAAUGAAUGCAAAUGUUAAGCGCGUAAAUCUUA
Molecule: messenger RNA, 2363 nt
Organism: Tripterygium wilfordii
Lineage: Eukaryota; Viridiplantae; Streptophyta; Magnoliopsida; Celastrales; Celastraceae
Product: aminopeptidase P1-like
Exons: 16
Coding region: 208-2184 (658 amino acids)
Molecular function (GO): metalloaminopeptidase activity
Source: RefSeq, a predicted model, not a curated record